CGUAGUGGGCGGUGACAGGGAGUGAAGGCGGCUCAAGCAGAGUGCCGGUGAAAGCCCGGAUAGGCAGUAUGGAUGCGCAGACACAUAGGCCGAUCAAAGGCAUCCUGAAGAAUAACAGCUCCCAGAAGAGCGACGUGUUUGUGCUCACCAAGGAUGAGCUGGCGCAGGACAGAGAGGACGAUCCGAGUAAAAAGUCCCAGAAGUGGGAUGAAAUGAAUAUUCUGGCAACAUACCACCCUUCUGACAAAGACUAUGGAUUAAUGAAAAUAGAUGAGCCCAGCACACCCUACCACAGAAUGGUUGGAGAUGGUGAUGAUGAUGAAGGAGCCAUGAGUGAUUCAGAGUCAAAUGAAGCGCUGACAGCUGAUAUCUUGGCACAGAAGCUUGCUGCCGCAGAAGGAAUGGAUCCAAAAUUCCUGGCUGAAGAAGAGAGCAGUGAGGAAGAGGAGGAGGAGGAGCUGACACCAGAGGAAAGAGAAAAGAAAAAGGAGUUUGAAAUGAAAAGAAAGCACCACUACAACGAAGGCAUGAAUAUAAAGCUGGGCAGGCAGUUAAUAGCAAAAGAACAGGCAGGUGGUGGUGGUGGUGAAGAAGAAGAUGAUGAAGAAGAUGAAGACGAGGAGAUGCAAGAUAUAACAGACACAGAUGGUAACGAUGGUAGGAGGGGGCACUCUUGUUGUUGCUUUCAUGGAGGAUUCCAGAGAAAGUGGUCAUCCUGAGCAGCUGCAAAGUAAUGUCCAUGUUUUAUAGAGGAGAUGGAACCAGAACAACUUGCUGAAGGUCUAUUUAUUGCCACAACACUGCAUAUGCACUGAUCUGCAGACCUAAAGUGAAAAGUAUGACUGAAUACUUUUCUGAUGCCAUCAUUAUCUUGUGAGGAAACUUUAUUAAUAAGCCAAUCCUGAUUAAUGAUUUACAAGCUUGUCUGGCAUAUUUUGUUUCCAAAGCUGGCAGAGCAGAACCACAAGUAUUGGCGCACAUACGACCGUGUAUAGGCCAUCUGUAAGGUGUCAGUAUGGAUAUCAGCAUUUCGGGCACCUUGGUUAAAGGUUUUGAAAUUUUCUUUCCCAUGAAUCUCGUGCCGUUUUGUAGAAGAGAAUCGCGCGUCAGUGGGACACUGCAUAAAGUCUUUAUUUUUGUUGCUCCUACAAUUUAUU
Nanorana parkeri is the source of this 1157-nucleotide messenger RNA. It is a transcript of the gene PPP1R2, whose product is annotated as protein phosphatase 1 regulatory inhibitor subunit 2. NCBI's taxonomy places the organism in Eukaryota, Metazoa, Chordata, Amphibia, Anura, Dicroglossidae. The transcript has 7 exons. The coding region runs from base 69 to 719 and encodes 216 amino acids. The record is from RefSeq and is a predicted model, not a curated record. Gene Ontology annotation, molecular function: protein phosphatase inhibitor activity. Gene Ontology annotation, biological process: regulation of signal transduction.